Molecule: messenger RNA, 1476 nt
Organism: Trichomonas vaginalis G3
Lineage: Eukaryota; Parabasalia; Trichomonadida; Trichomonadidae
Product: protein ubiquitination
Exons: 1
Coding region: 1-1476 (491 amino acids)
Molecular function (GO): protein binding
Source: RefSeq, a predicted model, not a curated record
AUGUCUGCUGUUCGUAUAAAACAGAGGCUCAUCUCAAGGUUUCACGAAUACCUAGAUAGAGGUCAGUUUGUUGACUUGAAGUUAAGACACGGCGUUAACACUUAUCAAGUUCACAGCCUUGUAUUAGCGAAAUAUUCAGGCUGGUUUGCUAAAACAAUUAAGGAAAUGGAUUGCUGCCCUGGCGACAGAAUGAUGAAGAUAAAUCUUCCAGAAGAUCCUGAUGAUCAAUUUGGAACAAUUAUCAAAAUUUUAUACACCGAUCAAUUAACUUUAGAUAUCAAAAGCGCACCGGCUUUGCUUAGGAUUGCAACAUAUUAUGAAAUGCCUCAUCUCCAAGCAAUUGUCAGACAUUUUAUCGCAAAAACUACAGUUGAACCGAUAAUCAAUGAUGCUGUACUGUUUUCCUACGCAUCAAAGUUUAUACAAUUCAAACUCAUCGACGAUGCCAUCAAACUUGCUCCAGAAUUCGCUAAGCGCUUGAUGAGCAAAUCCAAAACUCCUUCUGAUGUAAAUAAAUAUAUAGUCAGAAUCUACCAAGAAGUCAAAGAUGGCCGCGUUGUUGCUGCAAUUAUUCUUGACCAAAACUUUUUGAAUUAUUGGUCCGAGGAAGAAAAGGUUGCACAGCUAGAUCGCUACCACAAAUUCAAUCCUGAUAUUACAGAUGAUGAAAAGGAAGCGCUUUCGAACUUCAACAUUAUUAAUUGGAAGUCACCAACCGCAUAUCAAUAUCUUGUCAAGUAUCAAUGCGAUUGGCUUCCACCAAGAGUCUUACGUCCUCUCUACGAAUCGAUUUUCAAGUACCGUCGUGCAAACGCCCAUCACUUCGAAAAAGAUAUUCAAAAUUCUUCCUCAACAGUUUCUCGCUGGUAUCCGUUCUCAUGGGCCACGCAGAUAGCGAAUGCAAUCGAAUCGGAAUCUACACCUGUUGUCGAGUUAAUAAGCUUCAUUACUACAUUGGGCGGAUUAAUUGUUCCAAAGGAUGGCGAUGCAGUUAAGUUCGGCCUUCUCAAUCCAAAUGGCAACCAGAAAUUACCACAGGAAGAGUUAUCUACUUUCGAAAUGGCCAACAUAUUCAAAGAUGAUAACAGUUAUUACCAAGCCAUAUUAUACGACGAUAAAAUUGGCCAUGGCCCUAACUUUAUCGUUAUCGAAUUGGGCAAGUCCUGCGAGUUCAAGCCACAAAAUGUUAUUGUUGAUAUGAAAUAUCCAGAUACAAUCAGCGACAGUUUGAGCAAAUAUAAGAACUCAAGAAAGCAACACUUCCCUGAAUAUAUUACAACAUCAUCUUUCUCUUCAAUCCCUGAAUUUAAAGAAACUUUAUUCAAAACUGACAACAAACAGCAACCAUUAUUCGAAUACGCGUUGUCCAAACCGUUCAACAGAAUUUACAUCAAUCCUCCGCUCGAUGGAUCCCUCAUAGUUUUCAGAGUUAGAUUAGUCAAGAUUUUCGGUUCAUUCUUACAGACACACGGAUAA